AUCAAGUAAAAACAAAAAACAUUAUUUAUGUUGCAUUCGCCGCCAUGGGAAACUGGGAAACGCAUAAAGAUGGGAAACAAGCUUUUAUUUACCUCUAGUAAAAAAGAGAUUUUCCCACUCAACUUGAAUGCAGCAUUGGGCCAACCUGAGCUGCCGUAGUGCGUCACACAUAACCAGUGCUGCCUGUAAAUGCUAACGAAAGCUUGACACAUGUUUUAAAAGUCAAGGGUGGAAACAAAAAGAUAUUGAGAUAACUGUUGACGGUAUUGCGCGUUUUUUCUUUGAAUAGCCAUAAUGUCUGCGUGUAAUUUUGGAUAAAACACACCAGUUCAGUUUUUAUCCUACCAAGCUAAUGUAGCUGGCCUUUUUUUGCAACCCAGGAAGAGCUGACAUCUCAGUGUUGGCUUCAUAUUAGCUGACAAAGUCAACAUAGGAGCCUAACUUUAAGAGAGCACCAGAUGCGGCUGAAGGACCCCUUCUCCUUGAAAGCCGCCGACAUGACUAAGCGGACUAAUAAACCAAGAAAACCUCGAGAUGAGGAAUCAUCAGAUGAAGUCAGCGGACUGACUUGCCAGCAUGUGAGUAGAGCAGUGGACCUGAACUCAGUAAAGAAAUCAGUCCUCUCGAGUGUGUGGUCGGUAUGCUCAGAGUGCCUAAAGGAAAGGACAAUGAUUGAUGGCGAGCCAGCAGCCUCUCAGGACAUUCUGGUGUGUCUAAAGUGUGGUUUUCAGGGCUGUAACCAGUCAGGGAUCCAGCAUGUUGUGAAGCAUCAACAGGCUUUCCACCCAGAGUCACACUGCAUCACCAUCAGUUUGAGCACAUGGAAGGCCUGGUGUUUCGAAUGCAGUGAAGAGCUCUCGACUCAUUGCAACAAGAAGGCCUUGGCUCAGAGCCUGGACUUUUUACAAAAGCACUCUGUCAAGGCAACAUCAGCAGUAUCACCCAAGAUCAUAAAACUCAGAGAAGAACCACCAGAUUAUGCUGACCCACCAAAAGGCAAGAGCUCAGUCAGCAGUGCUUUGGUCCCUGUUAAGGGAAUCAAUAACCUUGGUAACACCUGCUUCUUCAAUGCUGUUAUGCAGAACCUGUCCCAGACACACAUGCUCAUUGACCUUAUCCAAGAGGUGAAGGAGAAGGGGUACAAAUUGAGGAUCUGCCCCCCUCCAGAGACAAAUCUGAGUCCACUAACAGUAGUGCUGCCCAGUCCAGAACCCUUGACUGCCGCCAUGUUUGCCUUCCUCCACAACAUGAAGGAUCCAGGGAAAGGCUGUGUCAAUCCCAAAAUCCUCUUCAACCAACUCUGCCAAAAAGCUCCAUGCUUCAAGGGCUACCAACAACAAGACAGCCAGGAGCUUCUGCACUACUUACUGGACUCCAUACGAGUAGAAGAAACUAAAAGGGUGAAAGCAGGCAUUUUAAAGGCGUUCAACAAUCCUACAGAGAAGACAGCAGACGAGGAGACCAAACGCCAAGUCAAAGCAUACGGGAAAGAAGGUGUGAAGAUGAACUUUGUCGACCGCAUCUUUGUCGGCGAGCUCACAAACACAAUCAUGUGUGAAGAGUGCGAGCACAUAUCCACAGUAAAGGAAGCCUUCAUUGACAUCUCUUUGCCCAUUAUAGAGGAGAGGAUAUCAAAACCUUCCAACCCUGGUAGGCUGGGGAAGGGCACCCGGGAGCAGGAGAGCCACACAGCUCACAGUGAGCAGGUUCCUUCUGCAACACACUCUGUCAACAGAAAUACCAGGAAGCUGAGUGGACAGAAGCAACAGAGCAGGAGGUCUUCCAGCUCUGUGGAGGAGAAAGGAGCAGGCUUUAGUGGGGACCGACCAGAGGACGAAGGUGUUGCAGGUGGAUCAAGCCACUGUGUCUCAGUUUGUAAGAUGGCGGCUGCCGGCAGCCUGUCGGACGGCAGCGAGAGAGACUCGGGCGCUCAAGACAGCAGCAAUGACGCCGACAGCGAGGCCUCUGAGAGCGAGUGGACGCCACGUUCCUCCAACCAGAGCCACAGGCACAUGUCUACCCCAUCAUCCACCUCCACCCUCACUCCGUCCCCUACGCCUGUCUCCGCCUCAUCUCCUUCUUCAUCGUCUUCCACAAGGCAAGGCGGCGCUGUGGAACAGCUAGUUAGCGCCGUCUCUAAAGUCAACCUGAGCUUCAGCUCUGGGGACUGCUCUCCAUCUGCACACUGUUCUCCAGAGGAGCACGGAGAAACACAGAGCCGAGACAAUCUCCACCAUCAGCACCACCAGGGGGCCUUCCAGGCUCUGUCCCACAGUUACACACCCAGUUCCAAGGAGUGCUCCAUCCAGUCCUGCCUCCACCAGUUCACCUCUGUGGAGCUGUUGAUGGGCAACAACAGGCUGCUCUGUGAGAGCUGCACUGAACGUAGGAUGAAGCAGCUGCGCAAGAGCAGCUCAGCAGAUAAGAAAGUGGAGAAGGUUUACACCAGCGCUAGGAAGCAGAUGCUCAUAUCCUCACUGCCUCCUGUCAUCACAUUGCACCUGAAACGCUUCCACCAGGCAGGGAUGAACCUCCGUAAGGUGAACCGCCAUGUUGACUUUCCUCUGAUCCUGGAUCUGGCUCCUUUCUGCUCUGCGUCCUGCAAGAACCUGGCAGUCGGUGAGCGUGUCCUCUACAGCCUGUACGGGAUUGUCGAACACAGUGGCUCAAUGCGUGGAGGCCACUACACUGCAUAUGUAAAAGUGCGCGCUCCACAGAGGAAAACAGAACAACAGCACAAGAACCUGUCAGGUGCCAGGGACACCUGCAGCAGCUCCCAGGGCCAGUGGGUGUAUGUCAGCGAUACCACAGUUCAGAUGGUACCAGAGUCAAGGGUACUCAACUCUCAGGCAUAUCUGCUCUUCUAUGAGGAAAUCCUCUAACAUGACAGAAGAAAGUAUUUAUCUCUAGAAAACCUCCUUUUGCUUUGUGUUGUUUUUGCAGAAGCCUGUAAACUCCUCUUACUGUAUCUUUGGGUGUUUUGGAGGCAAGAAAAGGGAAGGAUUUCACUGUAUACACCUUUGUAUUACUUAAAUUGGCACCUUUAAAUAUUGUAGAUGUAUAAAGGAUAAAAGGAUUUUAUUUUGUGGCUUAGAGAUUUUCAUUCAUGUUCUGUUUUUUAUUAUUAUUAAUAUCAUCAUUACUAUGAAAAGCCUGCUCUUUAAAAAGAGGCUAGGUGAAAACCAGAGUGUUAUUGAACCUGAGCUGUAACCCAAAUGUUACGGUCUGUCUCAGCCACAGUCACGUGCCUGAGAUGUAAAAUGCAUGAUAGUUUACAACUAUAACUAACUGGAAGUGGCAGAAUUUUACUGCAUGCUAACCUGUACCCGGUGCCUAUGAGUUGGUGUCGGUUGCGUGUAUUUGUGUGGGUGAGUGAGCGAGAGACCAGUGAAUGUAGUUUGAAGGUGCUGUGUACCAUUUUCACAUCAGUAAAUGAUCGCCAGCUUAAAUCAGACUUGGCAGUCUGGUUGUGUUAUGAAUGUAAAUGCUCCACACAAAAUAUUUGAAUUGUGAGGCAAUGGCUUCAGUGAGAGCGUGAUCAUUAGUGACAGUAAAGACGAAUAUAGACGAGGAGGAGCCGAGAAGCAGCAUUCUGUGGAGUUCACUGGAAUCUGUGUUUGUACAUUUGAGACACCCAGUCUGAAAAAUCAGCCUUGGCUCUGUUGACGCAGGAUACACACUGGCUUAACAUACUGACUGAAGUUGCCACACAGCACCUUUAAAGAAGUAGCACAACAUUAUUCUACUUCGGCCUUUUUCAAAAGGAUUGUUUUCUUAAAAUCAGAAUGUAUAAAUGUCUGACUAUCAGUGAAUUGAAUUUGCCAAAGACAAGUUUGUUUGGUUUUUUAUUUCUGCGGCAAGUUUGAGCUGAGUUUCUUUAACAUACUCUCCCUCAAGGUCAUCGGUGUAGUUCUCCCCCCCCGCAGGCAGGCGCACUUGAUGUUUAUCGCAUCACGCAUCACUUCUUCUGCCUUCAUUGUAUUUCAGCUCCACCCGAACACACGAAAGUGUCAGACAGUCAGCACCACAACAGACUUGCUCUUCAUUCUCUAAUGCCAUGAAUAAGCUUGAGCAUAAAAGAAGAAAAAAAUGAGAGAAACAUGUUAGAAAACAGUUUAAAGGCUUAAAAAAAGGCUAAUAAGAAAAACCUCUUUCUGUAAUGUGCAUGGGUUGAUGUUCUAAUGAAUGUAUUGCCUAUUCUUCAAAUGUCCAUGACAAAUGACCUGUUUUUUGUUUUUCUAUGAAAAUAUUUUAGAUUCAACUACUUUUAUUUCUCCUGCUUUGCCAAACGAUUAGACAGAAAAGAGUUCAACGUAUGCAUCCGAGUUUAUGAAUUAUGUUCGACUGCGACAGAAAAAAUACAAAAUCUGUGCCUCUCUUCACGGUUAAGAAACCCGUGGAUGGUGAGAAGACAACUUGCAAUCAUAUAAAGAGGGAUAUGCGUGGGUUAUUUAUGUACAGUAUUGCUUACUGUAAGCAAAAACAGUACUGAGUGUAUGUAAUUGUACAUAUAGGACAAUACAAAACUCAUGGUGCUCCAGGCGUGCAGGGUUUCCUUCCUCAAGACAAAUUCUUGCUCCCAGAAAAAUAUUUAAAUUUGCUUAUGGAAUGAACAUAAAACAUAAUGUAUAAAAAUAAACCUAAUUUAUGAACAGUA
Molecule: messenger RNA, 4657 nt
Organism: Maylandia zebra (zebra mbuna)
Lineage: Eukaryota; Metazoa; Chordata; Actinopteri; Cichliformes; Cichlidae
Gene: usp45
Product: ubiquitin specific peptidase 45
Biological process (GO): protein deubiquitination
Molecular function (GO): cysteine-type deubiquitinase activity; zinc ion binding
Source: RefSeq, a predicted model, not a curated record